UAAGCAUAGUUUGCUCUCUGUCUCAACUCUUGACUCUCUUGAGCAGAAAUCCAUGGCUGAGUUUCUUACUUUUGGUGCUCAAGAAUUGCUGAUGAAAGUGGCUUCACUUGCCGCUCAAGAGUUUACUCUUGUAUGGGGAUUUAAAGAAGAACUAACAAAGCUGCGGGGGUCGCUAAACAUGCUUGAAGCUGUGCUACGAGGUGCCGAACAUCCACGACAAGAUCAGGGCCAUGCUGUGAAGCUCUGGCUAGAAAAGCUUGAAGACAUAGCUAAUCUCGCCGAUGAUGUGUUAGAUGACUACGGCUAUGAGCUUCUUCGACGUAAGGUGGAACUGCGAAACCAGAUGAAGAAAAAGGUGCUCAACUUCUUUUCUCUCUCCAAUCCUAUUGUGUUUCGUGUUAAAAUGGCACAUAAAAUUAAGAAAAUCAACACAUCUAUGGAUGAUCUGAAAAAAGAUGCAAGUACCAUUGGGUUAGUUGCUAGGCCUCCCUUAGGGGUAACAAGCUCCCAUGUCGAUAGGGAGACCUACUCUGACUUCAAAACAGAUGAAAACAAUAUCAUUGGAAGGAAGGCUGUUGUGGAAGACGUAGUGAAAGCCUUGACCAACUCAAACAACAAUCAGGAAAAUAAUCUAUCAGUUCUGGCCAUUGUGGGAAUGGGAGGACUUGGGAAGACUACUUUGGCCAAAUCCGUAUAUCAUGAUGCUAAGAUAGAGCAAUAUUUCCAAGAAAAGAUGUUGGUUUGUGUGUCUACUACUUUUGAAGUCAACUUGAUUUUGAGGGGGAUCUUGGAGUCUCUUAAACCUGAACACGCUGCAGUACAAGCUAUAGAUGCAAUAUGUAGAAUUCUCAAAAAAGAAUUGAAAGAGAAAAGGUAUCUUCUUGUGCUUGAUGAUGUUUGGAACGAAGAUACACAAAAGUGGGACGAAUUGAUCAGUUGUUUGGUAAACGUCAAUGAUACCCAAGGAAGCAGCAUUCUUGUCACUACCCGUAGUGACACAGUUGCAAAAAUGGUGGAGACCCUUCCAAGGUGUGAUUUAGAUAAACUAUCGGAUGAUGAGUGUUGGCUAAUAUCCGAAGGAUAGAGCAAUUCCAGUUGGGAGUCCUCCUAUAGUCGAAGAUCAAGAGAAAAUUGGAAGGGAGAUUGCUAAAAAGUGUGGAGGUGUACCAUUAGUAGCAAAGGUGUUGGGAAAUAUGAUGCGUUCCAAAAAGCUUGAAGGAUGGCAAUCAAUUGUGGAAAAUGUUAUAUGGGAUUUAUCUGAGGGAGAAGAUAGAAUAUUAGCAGUUUUGAAAUUGAGUUUUGAUGAACUGGGAUCUCCACCGUUGAAACAAUGUUUUGCGUACUGCUCAAUGUUUAUCAAAGACUUUGAAUUUGAAAAGGAU
Fragaria vesca subsp. vesca is the source of this 1382-nucleotide messenger RNA. RefSeq names its product putative disease resistance protein RGA3-like. Gene Ontology annotation, molecular function: ADP binding. The transcript is spliced from 2 exons. Lineage: Eukaryota; Viridiplantae; Streptophyta; Magnoliopsida; Rosales; Rosaceae. The record is from RefSeq and is a predicted model, not a curated record. The coding region runs from base 53 to 1084 and encodes 343 amino acids. Gene Ontology annotation, biological process: defense response to other organism.